Malaya genurostris is the source of this 2799-nucleotide messenger RNA. Its product is annotated as zwei Ig domain protein zig-8-like. The record is from RefSeq and is a predicted model, not a curated record. Bases 1326 to 2240 code for a protein of 304 amino acids. The transcript has 10 exons. Gene Ontology annotation, cellular component: neuron projection membrane. Lineage: Eukaryota; Metazoa; Arthropoda; Insecta; Diptera; Culicidae. Gene Ontology annotation, biological process: synapse organization.
GUUUGUGCGGCACCAUCGGUUGCGAAAAUUGUCCUCACCGGAAAAUUCGCGCGGAAAACCAGUCGAUGCCCUUCUAGCGCUCUCGGGAUAAUCGCGCGAAGUACAUUCUUCAGUCGCAUUGUGAAGGCCAUGCGGGAUAAAAUGAACGCGCUGUCUGGAUUUAUGUGAGAUUGCUUUUUCCCGAAAGUGUGCGGCCACUGCGGUGGUGUCGGCGGGAAGAGAAGAAUUUUCCCAUCCCUUCAUCCUGACACAAUGCCGGUCGUUAUGGGUAAAAGAUUGGCCAACUGAACCAACACGGAAAGAACUGUCGACUCAGUCGGUGCUGCCGAGUGACGACGAGUUUGCCCCAGUGAAGUAAAUCGUCCUUCUGACAUGGUUUCGGUUGCGGAAGAACAGAAAAACUGGAAGAUGGGAAAUGUAGGAUUAUUAACGUCAGUUAUUCAAAGGCGCCUACAUAGUAGUUUAUAAUCUCGCGGCAAGUACUUCUCCCGUACUUAAUCGAUUGGAUUUGUAUUCGGAUAUUGCCUGUCGGUGGGAUUUAAAUUGGCUAAACCUGGAUGGAAGAAGAAACCAAACAUGCUCAGCACAAUGAAAGCAGCUCUCGAAACAAGUUGUUGACAGCUGGAUGUGAUAAUGAUGUUUAAUUAUUCAUGUCGUCUGAUGCCGCCCAAUCGGCAAAGUGUGUCUCGCUGGUGAUCGAUUAAAGAUUCAUUAAAUCAACAUCGGUGGUGAGUGAAAGUGUUAGUUCUAGAUGCAAACGGGAGUACACUCGAUAACGGAAGUCCAACGACACACUGAUGCGAAUGCAAUGGCGGUUGAAUGUGCGGUGAAUAUUGAGUAGAAUGCUACAUUCAAGCCUUUUGUGUACAUUUAGUACAUUGUGGUGACGGUAUAAAAUUGUCGAUUGGUGAAUUCCACAAUCUCGUACUUACCAGAGAUCGAGGUAGGAGGAUAAGUGCAAAUCAUCGCAUUUAGUGAACAUGUGACACGAUGGAACCUACAAAUAUACGGAUUAAAAACUGGAUAAUCAAUUCAAAUUACUCAAUCAGUGAAUGUUUUAAAUCGAAGAGGAAAUAGUUCCGGUACUUUUAUUUAUCUGUAAAUUUUUAAAAGGACAACGAAGGCACUUUCUCCACUCCACUACGAAAAGGAAACCACAGGUUGGUAAAGCACAGCAGCAGUACCGGGAAGAAAGGAAAACGACGAAUUUCAAUUAAAUAGCAUCAAACGUCCAACGGAUACAACAAUCGAACCAGAGGAACAAAAAAAUGCAGCAUCCGUUUCCAUCAGUCGAACAGUGCAAAACCAAUUAGACAGAGUGAAAAAUGCAGAGCGCAAUCAUCAGCGGUCUGUUUUUGCUGGCGAAUCUUCAUUUCAAUCAUCAUAAAGCGAACGGCAUCGUCAGCACCGGUGGCGACGGUAAUUCCGGCCCGGGGCAGCAACACACCGUCAUCAAAAAGUUCUCCCCACAUCCAUAUUUUGACUUCGACGUGCCCCGAAAUAUCACCACCCGCGUGGGUCAGACAGCGUUCAUAAAUUGCCGUGUCGAACAGAUUGGAGAUAAAUGGGUUUCCUGGAUAAGAAAACGAGAUCUUCACAUCCUGUCAGCGGGAAUGGUUGUUUACACCUCCGAUGAGCGAUUCCAGGUAACGCGUUCCGAAAAAUCGGAUGUUUGGACAAUGCAAAUCAAGUUUGCCCAGCAGCGGGACUCGGGUGCCUACGAGUGCCAAGUCAAUACAGUGCCUAAAAUGUCGAUGACAUUCCAGUUAAAUGUAGUUGAAGCGAAAGCCCUCAUCCUCGGACCAACCGACAUAUACGUGAAAAUAGGAAGUGCAGUGACGCUGACCUGCAUCAUCACCCAGGGACCGCACGAUCUGGGUACAAUCUACUGGUACCGAGGGACGAGCACCAUCAAACCAACGGAAACCCAUCCCAACGAGACGUCAAUAGCAUAUCCUCCACGAAUCUCCGUAGAUCUCAAGUGGACCGAAGCUUUAACAUCUAGACUGAAAAUUCUCGACGCCAAACUUUCGGAUUCGGGCAACUACACUUGCCUGCCCACAUCGGCGGAAGCCAGCAGUGUCAUGGUGCACGUCCUGAACGAGGAAAAUCCGGCAGCGAUGCAACGUGGUGGCAGCAUAACCAGACACUGUGCCACAAUCUGUCAGCUUCAGCUACUGGUACUUCUAGUGUUUCUAUUUCCGCGGUACCAUCAUUCAAACUGGUCACCGCACUCGUAGCACUAGCUGUAAAUCCCUUCAGGCCGUUUGCUCUACCAGUGAGGAGUGGCACUUCGGUUCUGGCCUAGUGGAAAAAUGGCUGUCCCCUUCAAAAUGCGUGCAAAUUAUUGAUGGUUGUUGUUUUUCGGUAGAACCAGGACUAAGCUGCAGCAUCGUGUACAUAGCGAAUGAUGGAGUGAGUGAGAUAGUUUUGGCGUGUAGACAAAAAAAAAGAAAUCGAUUUCCGGAUGUCCAGUUCCAACAGGAUGCAGGGCUAUUGAUAGAAAAAAGACAAUUUUCCCGCAGAGUCCGAUGAAAUGAGAACAGUCACAUCAAUAGAAAAAUAGUCAAGUAGUCUUAAAUUCUCGUAGAUGAGUUCGACUCAGUAAAAACGAACACACUGUAAAUACAUAGCAAUUGAAUUGGAUGGAUCAGAAACAAAAAUAAAAAACAAACAAUGUUUUGUUUUAUUACAUACAUAAAACUACAAGAUGGACCUGUUUAUUUUACCGUCAUGACCAAGAUGUUUAUCGUUGUGAAUAUGUUGAAAUAAAGAUGAAAUGAUUGAGUUGAAAUACAA